AUGAAUAUUGGUAUUAAAAAUAUAAAUAAGAGUGAUGAAAAGAACUAUUCUAACAUGACCAAUGAAGAAAAAAUUAAUUUUAAAAGGAGAAUAAUACUAGAUGGAAUAAAUUUCUCACAAAAUUUUUCAUACUCAAACUUUGCAUAUUAUGAAAAUUUAUCAUCUGUCUAUGCAGGAUGUUUGGAAGAAUUAAAUAAUAUUGAAGUGAUGGUGAAAGAUAUAAAUCUGGAUAUAAAAAAAAAAAAAGAAUUAUUAGAAUUAGCAAGACAAGAAAUUCCUUUAUUUUACUUUCCCCUCAAUAAUAUGUAUAGUGAAUCAGAAUUGAGAUAUUUUGAGAAUUGCAUUUUACCAUAUGUUAAUAAGCAAAAAGAAAUUAAUGAAAUAAAAAAACUCCUAUUUAAUUCGUAUCAAAAUUAUGUUAUAUACAAUGAUAUAUAUGAACUAUGGACAGAAGAAUUAGACACUCUACAUAAGUUUAUUAUUUUUGAAACUUUUCGAAAUAAAAAUAAGCAUCUAACUAAUAAAACACAAAGUGACAAAAAAGAGCAAGUUCAUUUAAACAAAAUUGAAAAGAUAAAAAGGAGGAUCAAAAUGCAUAUAUCUAAGGAUAACAAUGUUGUUCUUAAUGAGGAAAACACAAAUGUAAAUAUGAAUAGAAAUGAAAAAAUUAAAUGUCCCCCCAUAAACUUUGACGACUGGAUAUAA
This is a messenger RNA of Plasmodium falciparum 3D7, 705 nucleotides long. RefSeq lists its product as uncharacterized. NCBI's taxonomy places the organism in Eukaryota, Apicomplexa, Aconoidasida, Haemosporida, Plasmodiidae. The record is from RefSeq and is a predicted model, not a curated record.